This is a messenger RNA of Rhincodon typus (whale shark), 490 nucleotides long. It is a transcript of the gene mocs2, whose product is annotated as molybdopterin synthase sulfur carrier subunit. Gene Ontology annotation, cellular component: cytosol. NCBI's taxonomy places the organism in Eukaryota, Metazoa, Chordata, Chondrichthyes, Orectolobiformes, Rhincodontidae. The transcript is spliced from 4 exons. The record is from RefSeq and is a predicted model, not a curated record. The coding region runs from base 97 to 357 and encodes 86 amino acids. Gene Ontology annotation, biological process: Mo-molybdopterin cofactor biosynthetic process.
UUGGGACCUGAGCAGGAGAAGGACAGGCAGCUACCCGGACUCGUCAACACGUUGCACCGACCCGACCCCGGAGACAGGACAGGACAGGGCAGGGACAUGGUUAUCCAGGUCUCUGUGCUGUAUUUUGCCAGGAGUGCUGAAUUGUCAGGAGUUCGUUCAGAGACAAUUUCUGUACCACAGCAACUAACUUCAUUGCAGCUGUGGCAGGAAAUUGUUAAGAGACAUCCAAGGCUUGGUACCAUAAGGGAUCACAUCAUUCUUGCUGUUCGUCAGGAAUACAUCAUCUUGGGAGAUCAGCUUUUGUUCCUCCAGCCAGGCGACGAGAUCGCAGUCAUCCCCCCGAUCAGUGGGGGCUAGCUCCUGGCAUACAUAUGCAGUUACCAUGAGUGAAUUGGAAGAUAAACCAAAGGAUUUGAUAAAAGUGACAUAUGAGAAACUUUCCACAGAUGAAGUUGCAGAAUCAGUGAAAUCUCCAUCUUGUGGAGCAGUG